AUGGAGGAACAGAUACAGGAUGAUGCGGAUGUAGCCUCAGUCGUAUCAGGCCUCAGUUCUCUCGAAAAUGACGCGGACGAUUUCGAGAAACUUAUGAUCCAGAACGCCCGCGACGAGCGGCGGUUGAACGAAGCGCGACACGGCAGAGUCCAGGCGUUCCGCAAGGCGCGCACACAUCCACGCGUCGGCUUGACUAUAGAAAACCUCGAGAGGAACGAUGCGCGUAAUGGUGUACCACUAGGAGCAAGCGCGCACGUCAAGUUUGAGAGUCCACCCAGCAGCAGCGGCUCAGCGAAGUCAGAUCCUGCGAUACACGCGCCACCAGGAUGGGGGAGGAAGAGCAGGUCGAACAGAAACUGGAUGAGAACUAUUACGUACGAGGAGGAGGAGCAGCAGCAACAACAACAACAACCGCAGACACCGGUUCUAGCCGAUAAUACGAUCAAUAGACAAUACAACGACCCAUACCAGCAACGCGCAGACGACGCCCACGACGCGAAUGUACCACGCCGAUCCGUCGAGGAUAGUCCGCUAUCACACAAGAGCUCUAGACACGGCACACCGCGAAACGAUCGAUCGGCAGAUUGGGACCUCACCUUCGAGCUCAAUGAAGCUUCCAUGAUCGCUUCGACGCCAUACAUACCGCGAAACACUGCACUCGACGAUAUACGACAGAGGGAGGCGGAGAGUUUGAGAGAGCAAGCUUCCACAGCACCCCGACCAGAUAGAGUACGGAAGGGCUCACCAGAGGAGAUGCGCCGGCCGCCUUCAUCGUCGAUCAACAACGUAGCCGAGGGCGCAAUCAACACAGAACAAGCAGCGCAGUUAGCCGCUUCACCGCAGAAGCGAUUACGAACACGGACGAAUUCGUGGCAAUCGAUCGGGAAGUCGCAGCCGGUAACGGGCAUUGGCAAUGAUAAUUCACCGAUUGCUUUAUACAAGAGCGCUGAGACUGUACGCACAGUGGAACACAAUGGGCUUGCCAACGUACAGAAAAAUCCUCCAAGGCCUAUAAGAUCUCGAAGAGAAGACUCACAGGAUCUACUUCGCCGAUUAGCGAGAGUGUCGAACACACCAAGCCCAGGACGAAUAGCAGCAUCACGGCCUCAGACCAGCCCCGCAAAGCAGCCAAAUAACUCGUCUCAGAUACUGACCACUGAGACACCGCCUACACAACUGGGAAGGGAAGACAAUGUAGUUGAUGAAGUCCCUGUACCCAAUAACCAUGAUGAGCCUCCUGUAAUAGUUCCUAAAGUGCAGUCACAGCAGGAAGGACCGAGAGAUAACCCACGAGACACCGAGAGUAUACCAAUACCAAACCCAGGACCACAGCCAGAGAUUGAAGAUAUAGAUGCAACACCGAUGCCGGUUGCACGAUCUAUACUAAACCCGAAAACACCAGUCGUGACUGGCGCUUGGAUAGACACACCUGGCCCGCGCAUCGCACCAAGACCUCUCAGCACCUCACGAUCACCCAAGAAGAACAGUUCUCGAAAGGCUAAAUUGUUUGAGGAACCAGCUGUACCGAAGGCAGAAGAAUCGGUAGAGGUUGUAGCAUCCAAAAUCACACGUCCUCAGUUGCCGAGCUCUGCACUCCAAGCUCUCGUUCAAGAAGCCAAAGCGGACGGCCACCAGCAAUCCGCUGAUUACGGCGAUUCAACUAUCAACUCCCUGGAAGAUUUGAUCAUCCCACUAUCGGAAAGCGCUGAAGGUGAAUUGGAUGAGGAUACCCUCCAAGGCCUCCAGCUACCUACCAGCACACCCCGCAACGAAGCCGAGCGCCAGCGUCAGCAAGAACUCUUGCAUCUGCAUCGCAUGAAUGACCGCUUACGGACAGUACGGACGAGUAUCCGCGAUGCCAGUCGGGGAAUGAAGCGCGUGGAAGACCGUGUUGAGCACGUUGAGGAAGUAGAAAAUGGUGAUAAAACCAAGGCUGUGUAUGGCGAGUGUCCCUGCGCCGCGAAUGGCGGUCAUCCACUCUCGCCAUGGACAUGGUGUAAGUCCUUCUUUUGGCAGGACCGCUUGAAGUCUGAGCGGCAGACAAGGAACAGUUGGUGGAAGAUCUGGGGGGGUCUCACAGGCUUGGGGAUCUUUUUGGUGCUCUUCUUCACUUGGUGGGUCACUGAGGAGAUUGCUUGUGAGAUGUAUUGUCACCCCAAAUACGCACAAUACUCACGCCACCCCUUCUCUGUUAACAUGGACGCACCGCAAUAUCCAUUUGUCAUACCAACACUUGUCUAUCGGAACUUCGUCAAAGCUUGGUGGCUACCGUUGUACUCAUUCUUCUCUUGGAUAUGGACAAGUGUAUUUGGGUUCGGUGAGAUCUCAACGCAAACAGUGCUACAGGGAGCGCGUAGGGCAGUAAGUAGCACGACAGGGCAAAAUAUCUGGCGUGUGAGUAGCCACGUUGCGCAGGCCACUGAGGAUAUCGAUUGGGAUUUGAGCAUGAAUGAUGAUCAAAUCAUACCGAACCAUGGGAGGAUAUGA
This is a messenger RNA of Cucurbitaria berberidis CBS 394.84, 2487 nucleotides long. RefSeq lists its product as uncharacterized. Lineage: Eukaryota; Fungi; Ascomycota; Dothideomycetes; Pleosporales; Cucurbitariaceae. The transcript is spliced from 2 exons. The record is from RefSeq and is a predicted model, not a curated record. Bases 1 to 2487 code for a protein of 828 amino acids.